Molecule: messenger RNA, 932 nt
Organism: Arachis stenosperma
Lineage: Eukaryota; Viridiplantae; Streptophyta; Magnoliopsida; Fabales; Fabaceae
Product: prefoldin subunit 1
Exons: 7
Coding region: 326-769 (147 amino acids)
Biological process (GO): protein folding
Cellular component (GO): prefoldin complex; cytoplasm
Molecular function (GO): protein folding chaperone
Source: RefSeq, a predicted model, not a curated record
CAUCCCUUUUCUCUCCGUCUCAAACUUUUACAUUACUGCAGCUGACCAUCAGAAGGAAUCGCCGCGGUGAGCGUCCUGCAUCCGCCUUCUACACCAUCAAGAAGGCCGUUGACGUCACUCUCGUCAACGACACUCCCUCUUCUUCCUCCAUCCUACCUACUCUCUCUCUCUCUCUCUGCAUACGUGCACCCCUCGUCAUUUCAGGAACACCAUGAGAAUGUGAUAUAUUUGCCAUAUAAAAGAAGAAGUCAUGCUUUGACUAGGGUUUAAAUAAGUGGUUAUAAUUGAAGAAAUGUGCAUAGGGGUAUGGAUCUAAUAUGUAAUUAUGUUUCGCUAUGCUGAAAAAGGGAGAAUACAGGAUUAUCUUUUCUCACUGAUAGAGAUGGCAGAUGAAGCCAACAGAACUGCAUUCCUUGAAAUUCAAGGUCGCAUGAUUGAGAGUACUGGAAAAAUGAAACAGGUGCAAAACCAGAUGCGUUCCAAAGAAGCAGAAAAGAAACGGGCUUAUUUGACCUUGGAGGAGCUGAAGCAGUUACCUGAUGAUACUAAUGUUUACAAAUCCAUUGGGAGAACGUUUGUGCUAGAGUCGAAGGCAGCGUUAAUGAAUGAACAGGAGAACAAGUUAAAGGACAGUGAAGCUUCAAUUAUCUCAUUACAGAGCUCGAAAGAAUAUUUGGAGAAGCAGAUAGCAGAGGUUGAAAACAAUUUGAGAGAGCUGCUACAACAAGAUCCUGGUCUUGCACGUCAAAUUAUGUCGAUGAAUGUAUGAUGUAAACUUCCUAUGAUUGAGAUUAACAACCAUUGUCCCGUAAGUCCUUAUUUAGGGCAUUCGAGCAAAUAGAAAAUUUACGACAUGAGAAUGCAAAGGAAUGAGUUGCCUGCUUUAGUGAAUGAUUUGCUAUCCUCUUUGAAAUAUUGAGUUUGACUUUGUA